UGUAGCAAACCUGAUUUCUCCAGUUCGCCAUGAAAACACGGUGAUUAAAGCAGCAGCACUGGGAGACAUGUCACACCAUGAUGUGGUUUACGCAUGCAAACUGGUCGCUGUGCUUCUUAUUUGUCUCGGUAAGUGAAGGGAACCGAGGAAGACGUAGUGUUAGCUUACCCGCUACACAAAGCUGGAUACACUGCGACUGCGGCCGGAAGGGACAAAUGCAUGGCCUCUAACUAUUAGGAGGGGGUGCAUCCUUUACAUCCAAGGCACAAUGGAUCUGUGUUUCAUGUCCAUCCAUCCAUCCAUCCAUUUUUCCAGUGUUCUGUGGCUCAAUUUUGGUGCCUUUGCUGGAGAAAAACACGCAGGACCUGCUAAUGCAGCAGAGCACAGGAAACACUCGGCUCAGAGCUCUGUUGGGUUGGAGGAGAUAGUGAUAGUGAUCCAGAGUCAGAGGAACUCCUACCAUGCUCAUCGCAGUGGUCAAAGGAAGUUGGAGAUCCUGCAGCAGGCAGCUCAACUUGGGCAGGGCGUUCCGGUGGUUGUUCUUCUCCACGAGCUGUCACAGUAUGAAGGGGAUUGGAGUAUCCUCCCUGCACUUCCUCGGCUCUUUGCCAGCUAUGGCCAUUCUGCUUCCUGGUUAUUCUUCAUAGAGGAGGAAACAAAGGUCACACUGUCUGCUCUGCUGAAGGUCCUCAACAGGUAUUCAGUUCAAGAGGAAUGGUUUUUGGGUAAGCGUCUCCAUGACAAUGAGGCCUCCAUCAUUCACCACUAUGCCUUCUCUGAGGACCCCGGUUCCUUCGGUUACCCUGAAACCGCAGCAGGCUGGGCUCUCAGUGCACCGCUGCACAGGAGACUCACUGAGCGGAUACAGUAUGAGAAACUGAAGUCAGAUUUUACCAUCGAUCUGAAGCACGAGAUUGCUUUGUUUAUUUGGGAGGAAGGAAAUGGCCCAAAGCUGACAGCAGUUCCAGAGUUUUGCACAGAGCUGAGAGACAACUGUGCUACCACGUUUACAACCUACCUGCCCCACUGCGGGGAUCCAGUGUCAAAGAAUGAUGUAUUUGUUGCUGUGAAAACUUGCCAAAAAUUCCACUCAGAUCGAGUACCAGUGGUGAAGGCGACCUGGGAGAAAGAUGCUGGGCUUUUAGAGUAUUACAGUGACAUCACUGAUGCCUCCAUACCGACUGUCAGUUUGGGAGUGCCUAAUACCGAGAGAGGACACUGUGGGAAGACGUUUGCCAUCUUGAGGCGUUUUCUAAGUAAAGCUGUGCCGAAAGCUGAUUGGCUGCUGAUUGUUGACGAUGAUACUCUCAUCAGUUUACCCAGGUUGAGACAGCUGCUGCGUUGCUAUGACCCAAAGGAAGCAGUGAGCCUGGGGGAGAGAUAUGGCUACAGUUUGAUCCAGAAGGGAUACAGCUACACCACCGGAGGAGGAGGGAUGGUGCUCAGCAGGACGGCAGUGUCCAGGCUGCUUUCCAGUAGUUGUGGUUGCUACAGUGAUGAUGCUCCUGAUGACAUGGUGCUGGGCAGAUGCUUCACUUCCCUCGGUGUUCCCAUUACACACAAUCCACUAUUUCACCAGGCACGACCAGAUGACUACUCUGGGACACUGAUCUCCAUGCAGCAGGCCGUCUCCUUCCACAAACACUGGAAUGUAGAUCCCGUGGCUGUCUACAGAUACUGGCUGAAGGACACAAACCUACGAGAUGAACUGUAGAAACUGUGUUGAUACAAUGAGCAUGUUGUAGACAAGUUAUGAAUUCAAAUUUGCACAGAAAAGAAACAAUAACCACUGUUGAAAUUGCUGUAACAGCCAGAUCAUCUGGUAAAUUUUCCCUCUAGGA
Archocentrus centrarchus (flier cichlid) is the source of this 1841-nucleotide messenger RNA. It is a transcript of the gene b3glctb, whose product is annotated as beta 3-glucosyltransferase b. The record is from RefSeq and is a predicted model, not a curated record. Gene Ontology annotation, cellular component: membrane. Gene Ontology annotation, molecular function: glycosyltransferase activity. The transcript is spliced from 16 exons. NCBI's taxonomy places the organism in Eukaryota, Metazoa, Chordata, Actinopteri, Cichliformes, Cichlidae. Bases 269 to 1714 code for a protein of 481 amino acids.